Messenger RNA from Passer montanus (Eurasian tree sparrow), 3175 nucleotides. RefSeq names its product TATA-box binding protein associated factor, RNA polymerase I subunit A (gene TAF1A). The coding region runs from base 1880 to 3001 and encodes 373 amino acids. Gene Ontology annotation, cellular component: RNA polymerase I transcription regulator complex. Gene Ontology annotation, biological process: transcription by RNA polymerase I. The transcript has 10 exons. Lineage: Eukaryota; Metazoa; Chordata; Aves; Passeriformes; Passeridae. The record is from RefSeq and is a predicted model, not a curated record.
AGCUUCCUGGAAGAGGAUGAGGAAGCGCCGGUAGUGGUAGUGAGGGGGAAGAGAAGGAGAAGCCCCGCCUCUCAGGCGGUCUUGCAGCCGCCCCUGCCCCUGCCCUUCCUGCCGCCGCAGCCGGGUAAGGGCGGAGCGCUUGGUAUGUUCUCUUUGUGAACUCCUUCGUGCUACCCUGGGAAUGGUGGCAGAGUUUCAGCUUCUAUCCGCCUAAUGUUAGCGCCGGGAAAUAGGUUCCAAAUAACCGUGGUUAUUUGGUGAGCGGGCGGCGUGCCCUUGCAGGCAGCAGGGCCCAUGGUAUCAUUGGGAAGAGCACUGCCAGCAAGUCGAGGGAGGUGAUCAUUCCGCUCUACUCAGCCCUGGUAAGGCACAUCUGGAGUGUUGUGCCCAUUUCUGGGCUCCUUGAAACAGGAGAAACAUGGAGCUCCUGGAGAGCAUCCCACAGAGGGCACCAAGGAUGAUUCGAGGUCUGGAGCAUCUCUUAUGAGGAGAGACUGAGGGAGCUGGGCCUCUUUAGUGUGGAGAAGACUGAGAGGGGAUUUCAUUAAUGCAUGUAAAUAUCUCAAAGACAGGUACUAAGGGCAUGAUGCCAGACUUUUCGGUAGUGCCCAGCAGUAGAACAUGGUGCAGUGGCCAUAAACUAAAGCACAAGAAGUUUCACCUCAGCAUGAAGGAGAUCUUUACAUUGAGGGUGGCAGAGCACGGGAACAGCUGCCCAUGGAGUUUGUGGAGUCUCCCUCUCUGGAGACUUUUUCAGAUCCCAGCUGGACACCUUCCUGUGUCACCUUCUCCAGGUGACUCUGCCCUGGCAGCUGGUUGGACAGGAUAAUCUCCAGAGGUCCCUUCUAACUCUAAUGGUUCUGUGAUUACCUGACUUAGCCAUUGUUUGAGUUAUUGCUCUGCCUACAGCAUCCAGGUAGGAGGUGUCUUGGUGAGCUUUUCGUGUGCCUUGUAGGUGGCUUUUUACGGAUGAGCAUUGUUGUGGGGUCAUACAGCUGUGAGCUUUAAACACACUUCAUGGAAAUGAAGUUUCAGUUUCGUGCUGGUUUCAGUAUAAAUUGAACUACUGUUGAUGUAAAAAGGCCACGGGGCCUCUUUGCAGCCUUAUACUCAAAUGAGAAUAAUUCUAUAUGUUUAUCUUUGUGGGAAUUGUUUAGCCUUUGGUACUGGAACAGUCUUAUUUGUUUGUGUGCAUGCAAAUCUGCAGCAUCAUGGCAUCACAAACUUAGGUGAUGACUAAUAAGUGAAGAGAGUAGUUCCCAAAAUAUGACAAAAUGUACUGUGAAGUUAUCAAAGCACCACGCUCCCUGAUUCUAGUAGGGUAAUAGUGUGACAUAAUUGGCUAUUCACUGUUUCAAGUGAAUGGAAAUUUCAAGCACAGAUGUGCUGCUUAUGGAAAAUGUAAUUCCAUAUCACAUUUCCAGCUUGUCCCAUAGUCUUGCUUCCCUGUUUAUCUUCAAAACCACAGAGCUUAAGAUGACUCUUUAUAGUGUCCAUACAAGAAGGAUGCUGAAAUGGAGAGUAUGUGGCUAUUGUUUUGGGUUUUUUUGUUGUGGUUUGUUUUUUUUGGUUUUUUUUUUCUUAUUUAGUAUCUUCCAAUGAACACAAGUUAAACUUCAAGAAGAGCAAGGAAACGUGUUUAAGUUACAUUCAGGAUGCCUUGCUCCAAAAGCAGUGGAAAAGGGCUGCAGAAUUCCUGACCUGCUAUGUUGAGUCACUAGAGAAGGACUAUUCCAGAGAACACAUUGGUCCGUCAGAGAUCCUUGACACAACAGAAGAAGACUUGGCUUGCUAUAACUUCACUCUAUCAGCAGUGUAUCUAUGAAAAGUCAAAGUAGUCCUCUAAAAUGGGAAAGCAGUAACUGUGUUUGGUUCUGGCAUGUCAUCAUUCAGAAUCUGUUUGCAAAUGAUUUGGAGAAUAGGGACUGAAAUAUUGUGGCAUCAUUCCCAAAGCAGCAUGAAAGAAUUCAACUGUUUCAUGGAACAGAUGAAAACUUUAGGAGUAAAAAGGUACUUGAAGGUCUGCUUGGAGCAUGUCUUCCAUCUCCUCUGUAAUGGACAAAUAGAUGAAGCCUAUCAGAACCUGUCCCUGGCAGAAAGCUGGAGGUUUGGAGAGCAAACAGCUAUUCAGGAUAAGGAAAUGAAGCUGAUUCAGGCUUACAGGGGACUCUUAGACUACUGUAGCUGGUCUAAGCAGAAGAAAAUCCUGUUAGAGCAUGGUGAGGAUGGAUUUGCAGAAUUAACUAUUGAGCAGGAAAUGCACGGUUACUUCCGGAAGGCAGCAGUGAACUUGAAGGAAAUUAUUAAAAUACCUGGAGUCUGGGAUGUCUUUGUGAAAUGCUAUGUGGAUUUGCUGGAGUUCUAUGGAGACCACAAUGAGGCCCGCCAAGUGUUAAAUGAAUAUGCCUACAACUCAAAGUUCCCUGCUAACCCCAAUGCCCAUGUCUACCUCUAUCACUUCCUCAAGAGGCAGGGUGAAUCAAAGAAAUCCCUCAUAUCUGCACUGAAGAUCUUGCAUGAUAUUGUUCCUUCUCAUGAACUAAUGAUAGAUUUUAAUACCAUGCUUCAAAAAUCAAAGAAAAGAAAAAAACAUCAACUGGGCCUAGAAGUUAUUUUUGCAGCCUUGGAUUAUGCUGGCUGGAAAGAAAAUGCAAAAGCAUGGAGCUGUUUGGCAAGACAGGUGAAACAAAUUGUAAUCUCUGAGACGCAUCUUGACUGGAUCAAGCACGAGUGGAACUCCAGGAAGGACUGGUGGCCAGCCUUCCAUUUUAGCCAUUACUUGGCAAAAAGGAAUUGGCAGGGAAAUAAAAGCCUUUCAUAUGAAAAAGCUCUGGUGGCUGGAAUCCUACUGGGAAAGGAUUGCAAAUACUUUAAAUAUGUAUUGCACCAAGGCUGCAAAGCUCAGCUGAAAAGGUUUUGGAUGCUGAAGAAGUUUGUGACCAGGCACAAUCCUGUCUACCUGAGAAUAUCUGGUCGUCCAGAUUCCUCUGUUCAACCGUGAUGAGAAGGUGUCCCUAAGGUUCUUGGUACUUUUUUCUCUCUGUAAAACUGACUUUUGUGUUGGUGGUACUCCAAAACCCUAUUGACUCAGUACUAGACUUUUUUUAAAAUAUAUUUAUGUAAAAUCACUUUGGUUUGCCUUUAUUUUAUAAUAAAAUGAAUAUAAAUCAAGUGA